Molecule: messenger RNA, 1605 nt
Organism: Syngnathus typhle (broad-nosed pipefish)
Lineage: Eukaryota; Metazoa; Chordata; Actinopteri; Syngnathiformes; Syngnathidae
Exons: 3
Coding region: 1-1278 (425 amino acids)
Source: RefSeq, a predicted model, not a curated record
AUGGAGGCCACUGGUCUACAACGAAGCGUCUGCCACGCAGCAACAGUGCACGUCAAAAGGGAGGCGAGAGAUGCAAAACAAUCUGCGCUGGGUUUGGGCAGCCAGGGUUCGCCUGCGCUUUGCAGCGAUCCUGCAUACGGAGGAGGAAGAGGAGGGCUGGACCACGCUACAGAGGAGCUGCUGCUGGGACCGUCGGCGCUCCACGCCGCCGCCACGACUACUACGGAUGUACAACUAUCCUCCAUGAUAUCAUUCCCACCUCCCCCCGGUUCCGAUUUCACCUCCGAGGCUGUUAUUUGUCUGAUCGACGCGGUCGGCCGCCGCUGGGGCCUCUACGAGACCCGGGAGCGCUCGCAGCUCUUCCAAAGCGUCCAGGAGGAGUUGGCCUCCAAGGGGCACUUCCAUCCCGUUGAAAAAAUCCGCCGUAAAUGGAACAACCUGAUCGUGACCUACAAGAGGGUCAAAGAGCGCAGUCGAGAGAAGGGGCACGCCAAGACAACGUGGGAGUUUUUCGAUCUGAUGGAUGUUAUGCUCUGUGAAACCCUGGGUUUUUACAUCAGCAGCAACAAACUCAGCAAAGGAGGCGGAGCCAAAGGCGCACACGUCUCAGCAAAGGCGGCUUCGAGACUACACGUCCCGCAGUCUGCGACUCUCGUCCACCCUAAUGGGAACUUGUCUGUUCAAGGGGAAUCAGGGGUCAUGGGUCAGGCCUGCGCCGGCGGUAGCGGCAAUGUUCGCCAAAGCGACAGUCCGGACCUCAAGCCGCUCAUAGUCCUCAGCGGUGACCUCGUCCCGGCCAAGCUUCACCUGGCUUCCGCUGAUCCAGCCCAAUCGUUUAUCUCCUCGCCUUGUUUCUCACAAGCCUCCUCCCCUUCUCUUGUGCCCACCGUCAACACGGACCCCAACGCAUCCCGCAGAACGGCGUCCUUCCCAACAGAUGUGGUGUGCUUCGGCCAUAACAACAACCUCGCUUCCAAUUUCCCCACCACGUGCUCCUCUCUUUCAUCCCUGGUUUCCGCCUCGGCCACGUCAGCACCCGAAGGCCACAAGGCGCAAAGCGGCACCUCCGUCUACCAGGAGAUAGUCAAGCGGAAGGAGGCGCAGGCUGACCUGGACGGCGCGGCUCGCGCGAGGAUGGAAGCCAGAGAGAGGCGGCAGGAGAAGAGGGAGGUGCGGAUGGGGAAGUCCCUGUGCAGGAUCGCUACGGCCCUGGAGCUGCUCUCCUCCAAACAGGACACCGUCAUCGCGCUACUGCAGAGGCUGGCUGAUAAAAAGUGAAGAAGGAAGAGCUCAUGUUAAAGGUUAACACAUUUUAUUUGUCUUGAAUUUUUCUUUUCCCCAUCUCAUAUUUUAUAAUCUGGCAUUUCAAAAGGGGGGUGUAGACUUACGUCCACUUUAUAUCUAUGAUGUGUUAGCCAUUUCGGAGAAAUUAUAUUGACACAAAAAUUAAUUUGACAAACCUAUUUAGGAUGGUCUUCCAAUUAAAUAAAGUCAUGACUAUUUUUUUUUUUUUUCAAAUGAGCACAAUGGAGAAAUGUACUGCACUGCAAAUAAAAAUUGUAAUAUGUUGAUCUAUUCAUUUUUAAUAAAAAGCUAAUUGGAUUA